AUGUCAUCACAAUAACAAUAAAGUUAAAGACAAUAAAGAUCAGUAACAAAUGUGAACAAUGUUUCAUUUUCAGGAUCUUAAAUUAAUAAUGUAAUAACUAAAUAAAAUUAAAGUAGCUUAAAAAAAGUGAAUCUUCACUAUCUCCAAUGAAAAAUCAAGAAUAUAAUAAAUCAAAAACAUAAAGAGUAUAUAAAACAUAAACAAUGAAUACUAUGAAUACUAUACCUACAAUGAAAGGAAUUCCAAAUACAUUUACAGUUUAAUAAAAUUGUGUUGCAGCUUAACCAUUAUGCAUGAAUAUUAUUGUAGUUUCAAAAGAAGAAAUAGAAAUGCCUUGGAGACUUGAAUGCGAAUAUUUACAAUCACUUAUAACUGAAUUAUAAAAUAAAUAAUAAAGCAAAUCUGUAUAAAUAGUAGAGAAAACAAUAACGGAUAAUUCUAGAGUUGAAUUAUUAGAAUCAUAACUUAAAGAAUUAAGAAGAUAAAAUGAAUCAUUGUAAUAUGAAUUACAUACAUCCAAAAUUAAUUAUGAAAAAGAAUUAUAAAGAAUAAAUGGUACAUUUGAACUUAGAAGUGUUUAAGUUGAAGAUAUUGCAUAAAAAGAAAGUGAAUUUUAUCUUAUUAGAAUUAAAUUAGAAGAUUAAAUAUCAAUAUUAGAAAAUAAAAUUAAAUAAUUAGAUAUAUAAUUAAGAAGAUCAUAAGAUGAAAAUUUUAAAUUAUAAUAAAUAAUUAGGUAAUUAAUAAUAUUAAUGUAGUACUCGAGAAAAUGAAAUUAAUUCUCUUAGAAUUUAAAUUACAUAAAUUUAAUCUAAUAGUAAUACAAGUGAAUUAAUUAGAAUUAAAGAAUUGGAAACUUAAAUUAGAUACUUAAAUUCUGAUAUUGAUAAUAUCAAUUCAAAACUUAUUAAUUCCAAUAAUGAAAAUUAAUAAUUAAGAAUCUAAUUAUAAAAUAUAGAUUAUAAAACAGAUACAAAAAAUAAUGAAUUAAUACUUAAAUUAAGAGAAUAUGAAAGUAGAAUAACUAUGCUUACAUCUGAAAUUGAACGUCUUAUUUAUUCAAUUAAAUAAAAAGAUAUAGAAUUAGAUGAAUGGAAGACUAGAUAUUAAUAAUUAGAAAUGUCUGGAUCUUCUGUUUUCUAAGAAAAAGUAGAAUAUCUAUCUUAAGAAGUAGAAGUUUGGAAAUCUAAAUUUAUUAGAGCAAAUCAUGAAUAUAAUAGAUGUUAAGAAGAAAUUUCAAUGUUAUAAGCAGAAUUAGAAUCAUUAAAAAAAUAAAAAAAAGUAUUAUUAUUUAUUUAUUUUAAUUAUUUAGUAAGAAUUAACAAUUACUUCUAGAGUUGUUACCAAAUAAGCAACAACAUAAAAUAGUGGUUAUAAAUAAUACUAACAGUGA
Paramecium primaurelia is the source of this 1390-nucleotide messenger RNA. Lineage: Eukaryota; Ciliophora; Oligohymenophorea; Peniculida; Parameciidae. The record is from the annotation of a GenBank genome assembly.